Messenger RNA from Rotaria socialis, 672 nucleotides. The record is from the annotation of a GenBank genome assembly. Lineage: Eukaryota; Metazoa; Rotifera; Eurotatoria; Philodinida; Philodinidae.
AUGCCAGUUGAAAAAUGUCCUGCUAUUGUUUUUUGCGAUUUUGAUGGUACAAUAACUGCACAGGAAACGUUUGUUGGUAUAUUAAAACAUUUUGCUCCGUCAGUAUCAAGUGAAAUAUUGCCAAAAAUAUUUUCCAAAGAAAUAACGUUACGUCAAGGUGUAAGACAAAUCGUCGAAUCAAUUCCAUCGUCUGCUUAUCCUGAUCAAUUACAAAAUUUUGUUCAAGAUAAAGCGAUACGUCCAGGUCUUUCAUCAUUAAUUGAUUAUCUUGAUAGUCGACAUAUUCCAUUUGUUGUUGUUUCCGGUGGUAUACGUUAUAUUGUAGAAGUUGUUCUUAAACGUGAAAAUUUAUUAGAAAAAUGUUCGAAAAUUUUUGGCAUUGACGUUGAUGCAACUCAAGAAAAAUUAAAAGUUAUAUCAGAAUGGGAAUCCGGAAACGAAUUAGUAGCUAAAGUCGAUGUCAUUAAACGUGAAUGUCAAAAUAAUGAAAAAAUUAUUGUUAUAGGAGAUUCAUUAACCGAUGUGAAUGCAUCGAAAUGUGCAGAUAUAGUUUUUGCACGUGAUGGCCUAUGUAAUUAUUUGAAGGAGGAAAAUGUUGAAUUUAUUGAGUGGACUGAUUUUAAUCAUAUAAAAGAGAAGCUCCAAUUAAUAGAGAAUCGUUUUCUUUUCUAG